Carica papaya (papaya) is the source of this 1155-nucleotide messenger RNA. The record is from RefSeq and is a predicted model, not a curated record. Lineage: Eukaryota; Viridiplantae; Streptophyta; Magnoliopsida; Brassicales; Caricaceae.
UUUCUGCAGGCUUCCAAACAUCCUUUUGUAACAGGGGAACCUUUCACAUGUCCCUAUAAACCUCCUCCUGAGACCCCUCGCAUGCCUGUCACUCAAAAUAUUAAAGUGGACCAUCACCCAGGUGGAGGGCACUGGUUUGCUGCUGGUCUCUCUCCUAAUAUUCCAGGCAGGAAUAGAGUUUCUCUUCAUAACAGCCCACAUUUUCACAUGGUGCCAUACACACAUGCUAAUAGUUAUGGCAGUGUAGGAAGCCAUGGUAGCUACAAUGAUGGCACUGGGCUUGGUAGCAGCUAUGGGAGUUAUGGAGAUAGUAGCAAUAUGUUUGCAUACUACUCACCGGUUGGUCAUUCUGGGAUGAAUAUGCAUGCACAGGGUGGUAUGUCAAUGCUUGGAAGUAGCCCUGAUGCCAGAAGGAGAAUUAUGCAGUAUUCACAUGGAAGUGGACUUGGUAUGUCUCCAUCAGCAGGAAAUUUUGCUCCACUUCCCCUUGGCACUAGUCCCUCACAAUUCACUCCACCAAGCUCCUAUGGUCAAGUCUCAGGUGGUUCUCCAGGGCAUUAUGGCCCACCUUCUCCAGCAAGAAGCAGUUGUCAUGGAUCGCCUUUGGGAAAGAUGGCUGCUGUUAGCCAGUUUAACAGAAGAAAAAGUUGGGGAUAUCCCGGAAGUUCUCAAUCUCAAGAUAAUUCUUCGUCUUCGCAUUGGCAAGGACAAUCUCUUGAUGGUAACCCUAACCAAACCGAGGGAAAUUCUCAAGUAAUAAUUGGAUCACCAUCACGUUUCCAGUCAAAUUCUAGCUCCACAAGCUGGAAGCAGCAGCAAGGAGGCAGCGGAAAUACUGCUGGGUACCCCAGUACUCACAAUAUGCCCAAUUCCUUGUCACUUGGUACAAAUUUACAAUUCCCUCCUAGCAAGGGAGUGGGUCAUGAAAAUCCUGAGGCUGGCUUGUCGAUGCCUGACCCUGGAGAUUGGGAUCCCAACUACAGUGAUGAACUUCUGCUGCAAGAAGAUGGCUCAGACGAGAGUUCGUUAGCCACUGAACUUGGCAAAAGUAUGCAUCUUGGUUCAGCGGAGCCACUGGUCAGUGUUGGAAGAUUUAGCCAUGCCUCAAACACAUGUCGGAAUCUACCUAUCCAGAGGUAGGUCGUACAUUCUGUU